Penicillium manginii is the source of this 2241-nucleotide messenger RNA. RefSeq lists its product as uncharacterized. The annotation marks the transcript as partial. Gene Ontology annotation, biological process: regulation of transcription by RNA polymerase II; DNA-templated transcription. Lineage: Eukaryota; Fungi; Ascomycota; Eurotiomycetes; Eurotiales; Aspergillaceae. Gene Ontology annotation, molecular function: DNA-binding transcription factor activity, RNA polymerase II-specific; RNA polymerase II cis-regulatory region sequence-specific DNA binding; zinc ion binding. The record is from RefSeq and is a predicted model, not a curated record. Gene Ontology annotation, cellular component: chromatin. The transcript has 4 exons.
CCCGGGAGAAAGCCAACGUUCCUCUUUCUGGCCGAUCCUCAACCUUUCCAAGUGAGGAAAAUCUCCUCUCCUCCCAGAUGGACCACCAUGAAGCCCGCCGACAAGCACUUUCGCUGCACGGUCUGUCAGCGGGGCUUCACACGCAUUGAUCACCUCAAGCGACACCAUCUGCGUCAUUCCGGCCAAAAGCCCUACUCGUGCGUUUUCUGCAACGAGGCCUUUGCGCGAUGUGAUAAUCUUCGCGACCAUUAUAACGACUGCGCCCAACGUGGAGAUCGUCAAAUCCCCGAGACUGGCCAGAGGGGCCGUCGGCGACAUGCAUGUCAAUCUGUGAGUUCCACGAAUCCGACUUCCGCACAACCCAGACUAACUCGCAGUCCCUUGGCUGAAAAGUGUACCUCGAUGAAGCUUCGUUGCGACGGUGCAAGUCCCUGUGGUUCGUGCGUGAAGAGAGGCCUCGACUGCAACAAUGAACGACUGCUCCGCACCGACGCCCUCCCCGAACUUGACGACCCCAUGACGCGACCGUCUACACACAAUAUGGAAGAUGGCUCUUCAAGCUUCGGGUCUCCCUCGGUUAAGCCAGAGAUAUUCGACCAGCCAUCGGACCGCGGAUCGAUCAAGUUUCUUCUAAACGGCGGCACCGACAGCUUCACCGAACAGUUUCGGCUCCCGCCACGAGACGAUCGCGCUCGGGGUAUGGAAUUCCACAACCAGGUCGGACUACAAGAAGCUGCAGGAGGGAUAUUCCCAUACAACAUGCAAGAGAACCGCUCGCAUUUUCCCUCGCCAGUUGCUGGUUCGGAUCCCUCAUCUCUUCAAUUUUUCCAAGACACCUUUCUGGACUUUUUCAAUGGGCCAUUCGGCGAUAGCCAAAAGUCCCUGGAGGACCCUUAUAAUCCUCGCAUCGACUUCAAUGCGCCUGGGCAAGAUCCAAAUACUAUACCUAUGCAACCAGAUCAUACACCAGUAUUCGAGCCGGAACGGCCUUUUGCAAUGGCUCUCAUCCAAUCUAUUCUGGCAAGGGCAUGGACUGUACCGCUGGAUCCCAAGGCACAGGAGGAAAUAUCGUCCAGUCUCAACUUCUUGCUUACUACUGCACGUAUACGCAAAUUCUUGUCGCUUUAUUUUAGGUACUGGCAAAAUAACUGCUCAAUCUUCCACGUCUCUUCUUUCGACCCAGAGACGACUUCAUUGCCGCUUCUCGCUGCUGUGACAUUUAUGGGCGCUAUGUAUAGCGCAGAUCCGCGGGAAACAUACAUUGCGAAGAGAGUUUUGGACUUUGCUGAGCUCUUCGUGUUCUCCAGUCCCGUCUUUUCGCCCGAGACUGAGGUCGCUUCUGUGUUCUCAGGUCACAAGACCCCGGAAGAUGACGACAAUGACUGGGUGAAGUUCCAGAAUUUCUUGGCUGGCCUUGUUAUUACUGUUGUUCAGUACUGGGCAGGUAGCCGCGCUUCACGAAAUCGUGCGAUGGAAAACCGAUUUAGCGAAAUUGUCAAAGUUGCCCGACGGCUCGAGCUCGUGAAAUGCAGACAUCAACCCCAUGAGCAGCUACAGGAAGAUCUCUGGAUUCAGACCGAGUGCCGCAUCCGUGCCAUUAGUGUCAUAUCUCUGCUUGAUUGUGCAUUCUUCUUUUACCAGAACUACCCAUGUCGUUUGACUCAUUCUGAGAUGGAAUGCGAGCUUCCAUGUGAAGAGUCAGUAUUUCAGGCCGAUCAUCCGUUUUCCGAGCCCAAUUUUCGGUUUACUCGGGAAAUCACCAUCUACUCAGCUUUUCAAAAUCUUUUUGAGCCUGUGAAAAAAGAUGGCCAAUCUGCCGAUAUUUACGAUAUGGGACUGACGGUCCUGGAUACCUUCAUUCUGAUUCACGUUUUAUUCGCCUUCAUCAAUACGCACAUGACACUAGUCGGACUCUUGAAACGGCAAAGUUCUGUCAUCCAAGCUUUACAAAAUACAACUCAUGGAGAUGGCAGCAGGAGCAUGAUACCAGAAGACUCCUUAUUGAUUUCAAUUCGCACAGCUCUGAGCCGCUGGCGCGACUACUGGCUCGCAGUCCGCAGCAAAGUUUCGAACGACGAGUGGGCUUCGAUGGGAUUCUACAAAAACGGGUAUAAUUUCUGGCUUGUCUCGCAGCUUCUCAUUACGAACAAGGAUGCUGUUGAUGUCAUUCUCCAAAUGGAAGUUCAUUGCGAAGAUAAGCUCGAGAAAUUGAAGGUUUUACUCAAGGACGAACAGGACUAG